Molecule: messenger RNA, 1874 nt
Organism: Aegilops tauschii subsp. strangulata
Lineage: Eukaryota; Viridiplantae; Streptophyta; Magnoliopsida; Poales; Poaceae
Product: hydroxyethylthiazole kinase
Biological process (GO): thiamine biosynthetic process
Molecular function (GO): ATP binding; hydroxyethylthiazole kinase activity; magnesium ion binding
Source: RefSeq, a predicted model, not a curated record
GUUUUCACCAAGAUGAAAUUGCACAAGGCAUCUAUAUCCCCUCCUCACUCUCCUCCGCUGGCCGCCAACGCCGCCGCAUAACCAAGUCAAUCUUCCCCCACCCAACCCCCCGCGCAGCCUCGCCGUCGGCAUGGGCGAGGAGAGGACGGAGGCGUGGUGGGGCCGGCGCGCGUGGGCGCUGCUGUCGGCCGUCCGCGCGCGGGCGCCGCUGGUGCAGUGCAUCACCAACCUCGUCUCCAUGGACAUCGCCGCCAACGCCCUCACCGCCGCCGGCGCCUCCCCCGCCAUGCUCCACUGCAUCCGCGAGAUCCCCGACUUCACCCCGCGCUGCCACGCCGUCUACAUCAACGUCGGCACCCUCUCCGAGGACUGGCUCCCCUCCAUGCGCGCCGCCGCCUCCGCCGGCCGCCCCUGGGUGCUCGACCCCGUCGCCGCCGCCGCCUCCCAAUUCCGGAUGGAGGCCUGCCUCGAGCUCCUCGCGCUCCGCCCCGCCGUCGUCAGGGGGAACGCGUCCGAGAUCCUCGCCCUCGCCGCCCGCUCAGACAGCUCCCCCACCUUCAAGGGUGUGGACAGUUCACAUGACUCAGGGGAGGUCCUGCAAGCCGCGAAAGCAUUGGCACGGUCCAGCGGCACAGUUGUCGCAGUAUCUGGAGCUGUUGAUUUCAUCACGGAUGGCGAGCAGGUCAUCAGUGCUAGCAAUGGUGUGGCAAUGAUGCAGAAGAUCACAGCGACAGGGUGUGCUGUGACUGCUCUUAUAGCGGCAUUUGUCGGGGCGGAUCCUUCCGAUGCUCUGGCUGCAGCAGCAUGUGCGCUCGCCAUCUUUGGACUCGCUGGAGAGAUAGGGAUGGAGUCAGCAAAAGGACCUGCCUCUCUCAGGAUGCAUCUCAUUGAUGCUCUCUACGGUCUCGACGAGCAGACCGUCACAUCUGGAGUAAAAAUUGCGCUGCUGCCGUAAUGCAUGUGUGCCGUGGCUAUCAGUGCUGUAGGAGAUACAGAGUCUGGAGUAAUCUGCAGGAUCAUUUUGCCUCCUUGGUGCUUGGAAAACCGUGAAGCAGAUCGUGUCAGAUUGGCUGUCAGAUCACUCAUCAAUAAUCCGGUGACCAUCCCGGCUGUAGUAAGUACGUACAUAGUUGUGAAUUGUGAUGUCACACAGAGAAUGAUGUUCAUAAAAUAAGCCAGUCGAAAUAAGGUGUUUGUGCUUCAAUGGCCUUGAGAUGGUCGAACGGCUAUUCUGUUCAAACACUUUGAUCCCCCUAUGCCUAUUAUCACGGGCGACGCUAGGGGUAUUCUUGGGUCUUCAUGUGAAUACCCAUGAUUUUUACAAAACAGUGUUGAUUUUGGCAAAACAGUGACAAUUUUCAAAAAACAACAAUAAUUUUGGCAAAAUGAAUACACAUGAAUACCCGGUUGCAAAUUCCUGGAGCCGCCACUGCUAUUAUGAAUUUAAUGAUUUAAGGCCCUGCCGCCCCGGGAGGAAACUUUGGAAAGGAAGCUUACUGGUUCGUCUGGUUAUCCAUGUGACGUCAUGCUGCAGUUUUGCUUCUGAAUUUUGUUUCCCAUAUUCCAUGGUACAUUAUACCAGUACUGCAACAUAUAAGCUGAAUCAUCCAAGGGAUGAUCGAGUAAGCUCCUUUUUUACUUCAAAGAAUAUAAGAGAGAAUCUUAUGAAGAAGCCAAUCAAGGAUAUCGUUCUUUCGGAAGCUUGAAAGGCUCUGUUUUGUUCCUCUGUGUGUCCUCUGUCUGAGAUGUGUGCUCUAGGCAUCCAGUUCACGUCAAGUGUGCAGUUAUUAGUCACAGUUCUCAUGUGUUCAGUUGAUGCUCAAACUUGUAAUCUUCCAUGUAAGCUAUAUAUGCCGUGAAUUUUCUUCCUACCA